Spinacia oleracea (spinach) is the source of this 939-nucleotide messenger RNA. RefSeq lists its product as uncharacterized. NCBI's taxonomy places the organism in Eukaryota, Viridiplantae, Streptophyta, Magnoliopsida, Caryophyllales, Amaranthaceae. Gene Ontology annotation, molecular function: zinc ion binding; nucleic acid binding. Bases 1 to 939 code for a protein of 312 amino acids. The record is from RefSeq and is a predicted model, not a curated record. The transcript has a single exon.
AUGUUCAAGAAGUUUUCAUCCCUAAACCCACCUUCUUACGAUGGCAAGCCCGACCCUGUAGAAUUCGAGGAUUGGAUUAAUCGCAUAGAUCAGUUGUUUGAAACCUUGCAAUGUCCUAAGGAAUGGAGAGUCGAUUUCGCUGUGUUGUACUUAAAGGGUCAAGCAAGUUUAUGGUGGAAAGUUAAUAAGGAAAGGAAGAAUGAACCUAGAUUUGGUUGGACCGAACUACAAAAGUUACUAAGAGAUAAGUUUUAUCCACCAUCCCUGAGGAAACAAAAGGAAGACGAGUUUUUGCACUUGCAACGAGGAACAAUGAGUGUUAUGGAAUAUGCAAACAAGUUCAUGGAAUUGUCAAGAUUUGCACCGGAGCUGGUAUCGACAGAGCAAUCCAGGAUGAACCGUUUUGAGCGAGAUCUUCACUUGAAGUACCAAGAUAGGUUGGCAACUCAAAGGUUUAAUUCCUAUCAAGAUAUGGUUGAUAUUGCAGUUAAUGUUGAACUACUUGUAUUACUUCGAGAAGCGCAAAAUGUUGGUGAUAAAAGGAAGAAUGAUAAUCAAAACCAUGGAGGAGCCAAAAGGCCAAACCAAGGAAACCAUAAUUAUAGAAAGAACGAUAGUAGAGACCAAGGUUAUAAUGAAAGAGCAGCUCGUAAUGUAUGGUGUGCUAAGUGUGGAAAGAGAAACCAUACCGAAAGUGAAUGUCGUGCAGGAAAAAAGACGUGUUAUCGAUGUGGAGGAAAAGACCAUUUUGUCAGGGACUGCCCUAAACCACCUCCCACGUAUACGGGAAGAGCAACCUCGGCCAAUCAUGAACGAAACAACAACAAUGAUAGGGUUAAUCAUAAUCCACCACGACCACUAAUAUCUGGAAAGGCUUACAUGAUGAGAGCUGACAAGGAAGAAGAAGAUAACGCCAACGCUGAUACCAUUCCAAUUUAG